AUGGAAGAAAUCCUAAAUAUUCAAAAUUCGAUUGUUUUUGAUGAGUCUAUAGCUCAUUAUGAACUCCAUGCUCAUCAACCCUAUGGAGCGCCAUCUUUCAAUAAUAAUGAUGAAAUAAGAAUUGGAAUUCAACAUCAAGAUCUUUGCAUACUACCAUCUAAAAGUACUCCACAUAUUCAAGGAAAAUUUACAAAAAAUGAUGGAACUGCUGUUGCAAAUACUACAAGUCUAGUAAAAAUGGCUAUUGCUCAUUUAUUUGAAGAAGUCCGCUAUGAAAUAAAUGCUGUUGAAGUAGAUCGUAGUAAAAAUGUGGGACUCACAACUAUCAUGAAAGGUUAUGUAUCACUCACACCUAAUCAGGAAGCACUAUUGGAAAAUUCAGGCUGGACUGAUUCUGCUAUAAAUAAUGUAAAUGGAUACUUUGAUAUAUCAAUACCAUUGAGCUUACUACUUGGAUUUGCUGAAGAUUAUCGUAAAGUGAUUACUAAUGCAAAACAUGAACUCAUUCUUACAAGAUCAAAUACUGAUACCAAUGCAUACCUAAAAACAAUAGCAGCAGAAACGGCAAAAAUUGCUAUUCAAAAAAUAGAAUGGGUUGUACCAUAUAUUCGAGUCUCAGAUAAAGAAAAAAUUCAACUAUUAAACUACAUAUCAAAAGAUCCAGCUAUUUCACUGAGUUUUCGAGCCUGGGAGCUGUAUGAUUACCCUCUACUUCCUGCAACUUCAAAACAUAUAUGGAGUGUAAAAACAUCAACACAACUCGAGAAACCAAGAUAUGUGAUUGUAGGAUUUCAAACUGCACGUAAAAAUCAAGCUGAUAAAAAUGCAAGUCAUUUUGAUCAUUGCAAUUUGCGGGAUGUGAAAUUAUUUUUGAAUUCACAAUCCUACCCAUAUGGAAAUUUGAAUCUUGAUAUAAGCAAGAAUCAAUUUGCUCUGCUCUAUGAUAUGUUUACAAAUUUUCAAUUAUCAUACUUUGGGAAAGAGCCAGAACCAUUAUUAACAAAAACAGAAUUUUUAAAUCAAGCACCACUUGUUGUUAUAGACUGUUCUAAACAAAAUGAAUUUCUUAAAAGUGGACCUGUGGAUAUACGUUUGGAAAUCGAAUCAGUCGAACAGUUUCCUGAUGAUACAUCAGCUUACUGUUUAAUUUUACAUGAUCGAAUUGUAGAGUACAAACCUAUCAGUGGUUCAGUACGAAAAUUGGUAUAA
Molecule: messenger RNA, 1209 nt
Organism: Aphidius gifuensis
Lineage: Eukaryota; Metazoa; Arthropoda; Insecta; Hymenoptera; Braconidae
Exons: 1
Coding region: 1-1209 (402 amino acids)
Source: RefSeq, a predicted model, not a curated record